This is a messenger RNA of Ipomoea nil (Japanese morning glory), 996 nucleotides long. RefSeq lists its product as uncharacterized. The record is from RefSeq and is a predicted model, not a curated record. Bases 1 to 996 code for a protein of 331 amino acids. NCBI's taxonomy places the organism in Eukaryota, Viridiplantae, Streptophyta, Magnoliopsida, Solanales, Convolvulaceae. The transcript is spliced from 2 exons.
AUGGUAUUAGAGCACCUUCGAAGCUAUGUAGCAGCCGUCAUGAUGAACACAGUAGCCGGUGAAGGAAAUUCAGCAAAUCCUAUGAAUCAAAGUCCGAUCCAGCGCAACGAGGAGUUCGAUGAUCCACUUUACUUGCAUUUCACUGAGAAUGGAAACACAGUUCUAGUCUCUCCUCCCUUGUCCGAAGUUAACUAUGCUUCAUGGAGCAAAUCCAUGAAGAUAGCUCUUGAAAUCAAGAACAAAUUUGGCUUCGUUGUCAAUUCCACCAUUGCGGAGAGUAUGAUCUACUUCGACAAAGCAUCAAACAUCUGGAGUGCACUCAGCAAGAGGUAUUCGCAAGCUGAUCUUCACAAGAUUACUGAACUUCAGAACGAGAUCUUCAGGAAUGUGCAAGGUAAUAUGAAUCUUAAUGAGUGUUUUACAAAAUGUAAUGCACUUUGGGAACAAAUGAAUGCUAUGAGACCAUUGCCUACCUGUGAAUGUACUCCUAGAUGCUCAUGUACUUUGAUAAGUAAGAUACAGAAAGAGAAACAGGAUGACCAGAUUAUUAGAUUCCUAGAGGGGUUGAAUGAUGAGUUUGAGUCAAUAAAGGCAGGAGUUCUAGUCAUGGAUCCAAUUCCAACUAUGGAAAAGGUUCUUAACAUGACACUAAAGAUAGAAAGGAAACUCAAGGCAGUCACCAAUCAAAAGAAUGUUGAGAUAGUUCAGGCAAAUUCUGGGCAGACUAACCAAAACCAGUCUGCAGAUGAACAAGGAAUCAUAGUCUUUUCAGCUUUAAAUAACAAGAAGAAAUUCAAUAACAGUGGGGGGAGAAACAUACCUAAAUGUACAUAUUGUAGUAUGAUUAGUCACACAGUUGAAAAAUGCUACAAGAAGUAUGACUAUCCUCUAGGCUGGGUGGCAGGUUAUAAAUCCAGAAACAAACAGGGUCCAGAUUCUGCUAGUCCUUCUGUGAACCAUGUUGGAGAUAUAGGGAUGACUGCAGAUCAAUUUUAG